AUGGCAUCUCCUUUGCAGUUCGCGUAUCGGACCCAAAAGACCAUUGGUGUCUUUGACGCCGCUCCGGUCUAUCAGCCCCUCGCUGGGUUCGUCAAGCCCGAAGGGAAUUUACGGUGCAGCGCAUACUCACCUUGCGGCCGCUUCUUUGGCUGGGCCACUCCCGAGUCUGUAACCGUCGUCGACACCUCUACUGGCAACGUUGUACUCGUCUUGCCCAUUGUCAACGUCUACGAGCUUGGUUUCUCCCCCCUAGGUACCUUUGUCAUUACCUGGGAGCGACCAAGCAAGGAUGAAGCUGGCGACGCUACCAAGAAUCUCAAGAUCUGGCGUACCGUCGAGGAGGGUGUCGCUGGAGCCGACAAACAGCCCAUUGGUCGCUUUGUCCAGAAGCAACAAGGUGGCUGGAAUCUUCAGUACACUGCUGAUGAGAAGUACUGUGCUCGUCUGGUCACCAAUGAAGUGCAAUUUUACCAGAGCCACGAUCUCGUCACCGUUUGGAAUAAGCUGAGGGUUGAGGGAGCCGCUAACUUCGCCCUCGCCCCUGGCAGCCAGAACCACGCCGUGGCUGUGUUUGUCCCCGAAAGAAAGGGCCAACCAGCCGUCGUCAAGGUCUACAACGUCCCGCUCUUCCAGAACCCCAUCUCCCAAAAGACCUUUUUCAAAGGAGACAAAGUUCAGUUCAAAUGGAACAAACGCGGUUCCUCCUUGCUUGUCCUGGCCCAGACAGAUGUCGACAGAUCUGGCAAGAGUUAUUAUGGCGAGACCACGCUGUACCUGCUUAGCACCAACGGCGCUUUUGAUGCUCGCGUGACCCUCGACAAGGAAGGUCCUAUUCAUGAUGUGUCUUGGUCACCAAACUCGCGCGAGUUUGGUGUCGUCUAUGGCUACAUGCCAGCAAAAGCCACCAUCUUCAACGACCGAGCUGUGGCUAAAUACUCCUUCCCUCUGGGUCCUCGCAACACCAUUACGUUUUCCCCCAGUGCCCGCUUUGUUCUUGUUGCUGGCUUUGGCAACUUGGCAGGUCAGAUCGAUGUGUAUGACUUGGAAAAGGACUACCGCAAGGUCUGCACCAUUGAAAGUGGCAAUCCCAGCGUGUGCGAAUGGAGCCCUGAUAGUCGAUAUAUCAUGACGGCCACGACCUCGCCUCGCCUCCGUGUCGACAAUGGCGUAAAGCUGUGGCACGUGGGCGGCACCAUCAUGUAUAACGAAGAUAUGGUCGAGUUGUACAAUGUUCUGUGGCGACCGUCGGCUCCUGAGAAUGUGGCCGGCGGGGAUCCGCUCAAUCCUGUGCCCUCCCCUCACACCUCUGCUGCUGCCUACCUUGGUACGGUGAAGACGCCCAGCAAGCCUGCAGGAGCCUACCGACCUCCUGGUGCUAGGGGCCUUGCUACACCACUUCACUUCAAGCGUGAAGACGAGGGUGGUGCCGCUCACUUCGUGAGCAACGGAACGCAGAAUGUUGGACCCAAUGGCUUUGGCCGCCCUCGCCGAGGAGUCCCUGGCGCCGAACCUGCGGAAGGCUCACAGCCCAAUGCCAAGAGUGUCCCUGGUGCUGAGCCGUUGGGUGACGAUGGCGCCAAGAAGAACAAGAAGAAGCGCGGCAAGAAGAACCACCAAGAGGGCCGACCUGCUGAGGCAGAGCCCAAUGGUGGUGCUAGCCUUGCUCCAUACGACAACCGUGCCCCUGGAUCUGGUAGGAGCCCCGAACGUCGCGGCCCGCCUAACAGCAACGGCCGAGACCACCGAAGCCGAUCAAGGAACAACGGUGGUAGCCGCAGCAGAAGCAACACUCACCACGGACAGCGAUUCAACCCUGGUCAACAGAACAACUACCCUGCGCAGAACCAAGGCGGCGCGCCCGUCGCGGCUCCUGCGAUUGAUGCUGGCCAGAGUGCCAAUGCCAAGAAGGUUCGCAGCCUCCAGAAGAAGAUUCGUGCGAUCGAGGAUUUGGAAAUGCGACUUGCUGGUGGGGAGAAGCUCGAAGAUACACAAGUCAAGAAAAUCAACACCAAGUCAGCUGUAUUGAGAGAGCUCGAAGGUUUGGAGAGGGAGGCAUAA
Molecule: messenger RNA, 2058 nt
Organism: Pochonia chlamydosporia 170
Lineage: Eukaryota; Fungi; Ascomycota; Sordariomycetes; Hypocreales; Clavicipitaceae
Product: eukaryotic translation initiation factor 2A
Exons: 2
Coding region: 1-2058 (685 amino acids)
Biological process (GO): translational initiation
Cellular component (GO): cytosolic small ribosomal subunit
Molecular function (GO): translation initiation factor activity; mRNA binding; ribosome binding
Source: RefSeq, a predicted model, not a curated record